UUAAAUAGACGUGAUAUAUAAGGCUAAAAUUGUUAAAUGUUUGCUUACAAAAUAGCUUAAAUUAAAGGUUGAAAAAGAAAUUAAAAACAUCAAGGAAUCAAAAAUGAAGGUUACUGGAUGUUUCUGUUUUGAUCUUGAAACUGGUGGAAAAAUCCUAGGAUGGCUUGGUAUUAUUGGAGGUGUUAUUCUUCUAAUUGGUUCUUUCAAUAUAGAAAUUGAAACACAAAAUUGCUCAAUCAGUGAUGAGCAAUCAUCAGACUUCAAAGUAUCAUGUAUCGAGCCUAACAUUAAGAUAAAUCCGGAUGUAAAGCCAAUUGGAAUUGUUCUACUCAUAGGGGGCCUUAUUCUUUAUUCUUUGCUUCUUGUUGGAAUCAAUAACCGCAAUCAUAAUCUACUUCUUCCUGUCAUCUUCGCAUACAUCGCUGGAAUUGUCAUCGAUGUAAUCCUACUUAUAACCAUUAUUUUUGUAGUGGGUUCGUUUGAUUCUUUAAUUGGUUAUUUCCUUGUUCCUUUAUUUUUCGUCAUUUUAAUUCACUCUUGUCUUUCAAUUUAUUUUGCAAGAGUCCUUUAUUCAUUGUACGAAAAAAUAAAAUCUGAAAGAGAGCUUCCUAGCUACUAUGCAUAA
Chironomus riparius is the source of this 625-nucleotide messenger RNA. The record is from the annotation of a GenBank genome assembly. Lineage: Eukaryota; Metazoa; Arthropoda; Insecta; Diptera; Chironomidae.